Molecule: messenger RNA, 697 nt
Organism: Arachis duranensis
Lineage: Eukaryota; Viridiplantae; Streptophyta; Magnoliopsida; Fabales; Fabaceae
Exons: 2
Coding region: 129-554 (141 amino acids)
Source: RefSeq, a predicted model, not a curated record
GGCCAACAAAACCAUAUAUAUAUAUAUAUAACCAAAUAUUAUUGAAGGUAUCUAUCUAUAUUUUCAACAUUAAUAGCAUAAACCCUACCCUUCAUUCUCACCAUUUUUUUUUCACCAAAGUGUAUAGCAUGGCUUCUUCUUCUCUACUUCAAUUAAAUUUCUUCUUGUCAAAAUCAAGAUCACAUCCCAAGGGAUGGAAUACACGCCGGAAUCGGAAUCGGAAUCUUCGAGUAAUAAAAGUUCAGAAAUAUCACGAAGAAGGGAGUUCUACAAAUAUGGUGGAUGCUAAUUUGAAAGUUCUUAAGGAGAGGAUAGAGAUGGUGAAGGUGAAGGAGAAACUAGAAAGGAGUUGCAAAUGUCAACAAGGGUGGAACUAUUAUCAAGUUUCUGAUGAUAAUUAUCUUUGUCAAAAAAUCAAAGGAAACAAUAAUAAAGAGUUACACAACUUGAUUGAAUUGACAUGUUUAGUUUGUGGGACUAUUGGUUCCACAUGUUUUGGUGGAACACUAUUGCUUUAUCUUGUUUCUCUCCUUCUUCAUCAUCUUCAACUAUGAUUUUAUUAAGGUAGAAACUCAGGUGCAGUCGACUUGUUGAUAUUUGAGAGCCGUUAAAUGAUUUGAUUGAUUUGACUAAAUUUUCAUCUAACGACUCUCAGAUAUAACUUCACAUCAAGUCGACUUCACCUGAAUUUUCACCU